Molecule: messenger RNA, 1484 nt
Organism: Vigna unguiculata (cowpea)
Lineage: Eukaryota; Viridiplantae; Streptophyta; Magnoliopsida; Fabales; Fabaceae
Source: RefSeq, a predicted model, not a curated record
AUGAACUCAGGUGGCAAUAUUCACACUUUUGGAUUUUGGGUUGAGCUCAUUGGUCCCCUCAUUCCAUCCAAUUUCCUUUCAUUGCUCCAUUCUUUUCACACUACACAUACAGUAGUAACCAUUUUAGAGAGAGUUAGUUUUAGCAAAUUAGACAAGAUUUUGUUAGGCAUAUAUUGUUUCAGCACAAUCCCAUCAACAACACCAGCAUACCAUUCUCUACCUCUAGGGUCCUACUUUGAUCUACAUAAGCCACUUCUAUAUUCCAAACCAUCCAAAUUCACCUCUCUUGUAAUCAAUGGCCAUAGAAGGAUCUGUGAUCUCUUUGAUUUGCAUCAGGAGCAAGUCCCUUAUGAAGUGGCAUGGUCUUGGCAAAAGGAAAUACUCAAGGACAAGAGGGCACAAAUUGAAAAGAAAGGAGAUUGUAAUGACACCCUUAUUAUUCUACAACAUUCUCCUGUUUAUACAUUAGGCACUGCUAGUAUUGUGGAGAUCCUCAAGUUUGACAUGAAAAAUGCUCCUUUUAAUAUUUAUCGCACUGUGCGUGGUGGAGAGGUUACAUACCAUGGUCCUAGGCAGCUAGUCAUGUACCCAAUUAUCAACCUACGAACGCACAAUAUGGAUCUUCAUUUGUACCUUAGGAUUCUUGAAGAGGUUGUCAUUCGUGUUCUUUCUUCAACAUUUUCUAUUCAGGCUUCUACGGUGGAAGGUUUAACUGGUGUUUGGGUUGGUAAACCUCUAAAUUCUAUUUAUAUAACACUUGUAGUUUCGUAUUUUUGGUUCUGCACAACCUGCCCUGAUUCUGAAUUAUCUUGGUUAUUACACAUUAGCAGAUAAUAAAUGUUUUGCCUUGGAUUGUAUUGUUUAACUCUAAAGUAUUUUCACAUAUGAUCCAAUAAGAUCUUUCUCUCUUAGCUAUAAUAUUUGUGUCCAUUUCAUGUGACAUUCCCUCAGGGAUUUUUGAGAUGAUAAGAUGUUAGUAUCAUCCAUAAAUUUCAAAUUAAAUCAAGAUUACAAACAGUUACAUUUCUAGUAUUCAGCAAAACGGAUGAGACUUCUACUGUGAAAUAAGAUUAUACAACACAUUUGAUUAUGCUUGUGAGUUUGUGAUGAUUCAGAUAAUUUUUCUCUUGCCUUAGCAAUGCAUUAGAGGAAAUGAGAAAUUGGCAGUUGUUGGCAUCAUAGUGUCUAGCUGGAUAACCUAUCAUGGCUUGGCACUUAAUGUCACAACAGAUUGGUCUUCCUUCAAAAGAAUCAUCCCAUGUGGAAUUCGAGACCGUCAAGUAGGAAGCAUUAAGGAGUUUGUGAGAAAGGGUGUUGGUCAUGAAAGAACUGAUUUGCAUCAUUUGAAUGAUGCUAGUCUUAUUCAUAUUACACAUAAAUCCUUGCUUGAAUAAUUCUCACAAGCAUUUCAACUUGAAUACAGUUAAAAAAGUGUUUCUUCCACCAUGUUGUAUGAAAGGAAAUGAAGCUCUCUUACCAAAUAA